AAAACGCCCGCUCUGGAUUUCUCUCUCCCAAGUAGAGGUGAGACUAUUCCAUUUGCCAAACACGAAAAAAAUUGACAGAAAAAGCCAAAUGCAAUCGGAUUUCAAGUCCGCCCUCGAAACGUUCACAAGGAAGAGAGAGAAGGUAGACGCUGCCGGUGGUUUGAAACCGCUCCUCUGCGGUGGUCUCCACGAUUAGUUACGCUGUGAACGAGUGGUCGUGGAUGGGCCAGUCAGCUUCGGCGGCAGCAAUUCCAAGCCGCCGUGAAAACAAUCACAGACAUCGAUCUAAGUCCAAAGCAACGGCCCUGAUCUCCCCGAUGCUAGCCGCGGAUGAGGUCGUUGAGUCAGUAACCGACUACAUCUCCGAUCUGCCGGAUGAAUGCUUGGCUUGCAUUUUCCAGUCACUCGGCUCCGGCGACCGGAAAAGAUGCUCUCUGGUCUGCCGGCGGUGGCUGACGGUCGAGGGACAGAGCCGUCACCGCCUCUCCCUCAACGCGCACGCGGAUCUACAGCCCGUCAUCCUUUCCCUCUUCUCUCGGUUCGACGCCGUCACCAAACUCGCUCUGAAAUGCGACCGCAGAGCCACCAGCAUCGGCGACGAGGCGCUCGCUCUCAUCUCGCUGCGGUGCCGGAACCUCACGCGCCUGAAGCUGCGCGCGUGCCGCGAGUUGACCGACGCAGGCAUGCUGGCGUUUGCGAAAAACUGCAAGGCUUUGAAGAAGCUCUCCUGUGGAUCGUGCACCUUCGGAGCCAAGGGAAUGAACGCCGUGCUGGAGAAUUGCUCGGCGCUGGAAGAGUUAUCGGUGAAGCGGCUCCGUGGUAUUGGGCCGGACGGUUCCGCAGUGGAGCCCAUUGGGCCGGGCGUCGCUGCCUCGUCGCUCAAGACGAUUUGCCUGAAAGAGCUUUACAAUGGACAGUGUUUCGGGCCGCUUAUAAUCGGCGCAAAGAAUCUGAGGACUCUGAAGCUUUUCAGGUGCGGUGGGGAUUGGGAUAAGCUUCUUCAAGUGAUAGCAGAGCGAGUCACGUCUAUGGUUGAAAUCCAUCUGGAAAAGCUUCAGGUUAGCGACGUUGCGCUGGCCGCAAUCUCCAAUUGCUUGGAUCUGGAAAUUUUACACCUGGUCAAAACGCCGGACUGCACAAAUGUAGGUCUGAUUUCGGUCUCGGAACGCUGCAAGCUCUUGAGGAAGCUUCACAUUGACGGCUGGAAGUCAAACCGUGUGGGAGAUGAAGGCUUGAUUUCGGUGGCCAAGAGUUGCCCCAACCUUCAGGAAUUGGUUCUUAUCGGCGUGAAUCCAACCAAAGCGAGCUUGGAAACGUUGGCGGCAAAUUGCCCCAAUCUGGAGAGGUUGGCAUUGUGCGGGAGUGAUACAGUAGGCGAUCCGGAGCUUUUGUGCAUUGCUGCGAAAUGUGGAGCAUUGAAGAAGCUUUGCAUUAAGAGCUGCCCUGUGUCUGAUGUUGGCCUCGAAGGACUGGCCAGUGGGUGCCCUAAUAUGGUGAAAGUGAAGGUUAAGAAGUGUAGGCUAGUAACACCCGAGGGUGCUGAUUCUUUGAGGGCAAAGAGGCCUACAUUGGCUGUGAAUUUGGACACCGGUGAGCCUCCACAAGACGCCAGUGCCAGUGACGGAGGGGCACAAGAUAACCCUGCUGUCGAAUUCCUUCCGCUGGCCACACAACCAGUGUUUCCUGACAUUGCUUCAAGCAGUACAGGGAGGUCUGCGUCCUUUAAGUCAAGGUUAAGCCUUUUAUCUGGAAGGACCCUUGUGGCUUGCACUCUGAGAAGGUGGGUAAGUCGGAAUAGUUAGUAUUAUUGAACAGAAAACCGAACAGAAGCUACCAGACCAAAAAAAAAAAAAAAAACUUGUUCCUUGUUCAUUGUCAUUUUAUUGCUGUAUUGUUUAUUUUGAUUCUGACCUUUAUAAACUCGAUUCUGUGUGCUGUUCAUUGCCUUUGGUCAAUUCAAUCUUCACAUUGUUUUUUUGUCA
Molecule: messenger RNA, 1982 nt
Organism: Rosa rugosa (rugosa rose)
Lineage: Eukaryota; Viridiplantae; Streptophyta; Magnoliopsida; Rosales; Rosaceae
Product: F-box protein At1g47056-like
Exons: 1
Coding region: 222-1802 (526 amino acids)
Biological process (GO): SCF-dependent proteasomal ubiquitin-dependent protein catabolic process
Cellular component (GO): SCF ubiquitin ligase complex
Molecular function (GO): protein binding
Source: RefSeq, a predicted model, not a curated record